CUGGAAAGCACUUCCGCCACUGCGGGCGAGACAAGAGGACAUCAAAAGAGAAGAAAUGUGGUAACGGAGACAUAAAGACGCACCCGUAAAUCAAUGAAUAUAUUGUACACGCUAUGGUCUAUGUUGAUGUAGUUUCGCGGCAUUUUAGGAAUAGUAUCGUUUUUCAUAGAUUGGGAUAUUAAUUGUGUUCAAUUUUGAACGCAGACAUCGUUCUCAGCUGAGCAACCGCGCUAGCUGGCUAGGAAGCUACUAGCUGGCAAGUACAACGUUAGAGCGCGAGAUGGGUACAAGAUCCAGUCGUUUACAAGAAGAGGCUGUAUCGACGACUUUUGAUAAAGACGGACUUAAACGAGAGUCAUGUCGACGUCUCAGAAGCAACAGGCCAACGAGCCUUAUGGUGGAUUUUUCAGGUAGUUUUGAACACGAUUCGGAAGCAAAUCGUAGUCGCUCUGAAGAAGGAAGCGACUCGGACACAGGGCAGCAGGCGAGUGCCGAUGGAAGCCCGGCUGACCACCACACAUCCCCGUCUCUGGCUAGUGAGAGUACGACUACAUCAGGAGAGAAUACCGUUAGCAGCCAGGAAGGUGAUGUCAGUCCCGGAGAUGCAAUAAACAACGAUGUUGUGGCUGGAGAUGAAACAGGCCGCGUCACUCAUCGUACUUUCUCAGAGCGUUUACCCGGUGGUCGACACACUGCUGGGCGCAACGUUACUGCUAGAUCCGCAAGAGUGCGAGGUGCUCGCCCGAUGUCCGAGGCAUGGAUUGGGCUUUACAGGGUGAACAAUCGACAUGGCACAAUCCGCUGCCCAUUUUGCUCUAAGCCGUUCCCCGGAGGGCGGAUGGAGGAACACCUGUUGAGCUGCCUCACCUCUCCCCCUCUUCCAUACAAUACCGACAUCCUGGCCAAGGACAGCGGGGAGUGCUCCAUCUGCCUGGAGGACCUGCAGCAGGGGGAGACCAUCGCACGCCUGGCCUGCCUGUGUGUCUACCACAAGAGCUGCAUUGACUCCUGGUCCAAGGUGAAGCCAUGUUGUCCUGAACACCCCUUUAAUUGACCCAUUGUGGCCUGCUGUCCCUCUCAGGACCACCGUCUUGGCCUGAUUUUACAUGACGGAGGGGGAGAAAAAAACAAAAAAACAAGUGAUGGAGAAGCAAGAGAUGCGAAAGAUUGACCUCAUUAUUUUAGCCAACAAAGAAAAUGUAUUCUGCUCCCGCCAAACCCGAAUCAACUCCCCUCUGGCUUGGCUGUGAAAACCUGGGCGCUAUCUGUACUCCCCUCCAGGGUCUUGUUUGGGGGAAAGGGAGGUUGACGGGACAUCUACUCUGCUUGCCUUUCCUGGGACUCGUCCUCACUGAAGCUUGCAUUGCCACUCCUCAGCUGUAUAAUGAACAAAGGAAGUGAACCAAAUGAGGAAACGGUGGCUGUUUUGCUCGCAGGUACAACACCUGUGACACUUUGAGCGCUGAUGUCUCUGACUUUAUUUUGUACAGUUGGGGUAGGGGGGGUGGGGUAGAUGGAGAGGGGUGGUUUCAGAUCUUGCUGUGUGUUGACAGUGUGCAAAAGCAACAUGAAAUGUGUCACAUUCUAGAAUGAUUUGAGAGAUUCUAGAUCUCUGUGAGCGUCGUCUGCAGAGGACUGUUUCUUGUUCAUGGUGUGUCGGAGGGGGUGUGUCCACUCUGCACCAUUGAUCCCUGUGCUGCAGGUCGUAUGUUACAACAUUUCUUAUUGGGUGUGAUGCAGGGACUGUGCCGCUACUUGAGCGCUUUUUUUUUCUGCGGUUGCUGGAGAGGUCAGAAGAGGUGUGGAAUGAAGAGUGACGGUUGUGAUUUUUCCCCCCCUUUUUUCCAGUGUGCGUGUGUGUGUGUGUGUGUGUACUGUAGAGUGUGUGUGUGUACUGUAGAGAGUGUGUGUGUGUGUACUGUAGAGUGUGUGUGUGUGUGUGUGUGUGUGUGAUCUGAAGCGACCCAGUACACAUUUCAUAAGUGGAUUGUCAUUUCAUGUGGCUGUGGCGUGCAUGCGGUGGGUUCUCUUCUCAUUAUAGUUGUGUGGGUGCUCUCUCCUCCUCAGUAUUAUUUCCGAGACCACCAAUAAGUCCUCAGUCCGGGUGGUGCAAAUGCUCCCAGUUCAGUUCUGUGGUGUAGAUAUGCCCCUCCUGCUGCCUGUGUCCUCAAUAGACGACUCUGUAGCCUCCCAGGUUGUGUGUUGAGCAGUAGAAGUGGCAAUAGGGCUGUAACGAUACACUCAACUCACGAUUCGGUUCGUAUCCCGAUUUGUUUUUACAGGUAUCUUUUUGAUGAUCAUUUUGGGCAUAAUAGUUUACAAGAGGCUACUAAUAAUAAUUAAAAAUAUAUAUAAUGAUGUUGAUUUGAAGCUUGGAAGCGCUUAUCACAUCAUAUCAUGUGAUUAUUUUCUGGACUGAGCGGUAACAGAACUUUGAAAGGGUGUAUCACGAUACUACCCUCUUGCAUCACGAUAGAGUAUCGUGACUGUUUUGUAUCACGAUUUGUCUGUCCGAUACAGUAUCGUUACAGCCCUACUGGGCAAGGUGUGAGUGAGUGUGUGUCUAAGAGAGGUUGCUGGUGGUUGUGGUGGGUAGCAGUGGGAGGAAAAGGGUAAUGCGUCAAGUAGCUCUCCUCCCUCUUCAUCCUCUCACCUUUUCGUGGCUUGAGGAUGCCCUUGAUGGCACUGAGGUGCGAGGAUGGAGGCUGGAGGGGAAGGACAUUGAUGCGUGUCCCCAUGAACUGCCCCUGCCCCCAGCCAUCUUUCACCGACCUUUCUCAGCCUCCAUUCUUUUGCCCUCUGCCCUUUUGUCACUGUCCAUGUACAAACACAUGCCUCCCCUUGGAUAUGUGGCAUAUUAACGAUGAUUGGCGGGGUGGGGCAGUAACUGCAGUUUUCUUCCCUGUCCCGAGCAGAGGGUUUUUUUUUUUUUUUUUGCGAGACUUGGUGUGAUUUCCUGUUGUAACUGUGUGCCCUUCAGACCACUGGCUCUACAUUUACUUAGUAGUACUCGCUCUCUCUCAUGGGCUUUGAAACAGACACAUGGAAUUGUUGAAGAGAGUUUUAAAUGAAAGCUUUAUAAGUAUUAUUAUAAUAAUUAUUGUUAUUGUUGUUUUUUUAUUAUUAUUAUUCUGAUUAUUGUUACUCCCGUUGAUAUGGAUCUCGGUGGCUGUUGUCUAUGUCCUUGCAUCGCUUGGCUGUCGCCACGUGUGCUGCAGUGGAGCUUUCUCCGUUUCGCUGCCUUCACGGGUGCUACCUUGUUGCCCUCACACACAGGGCAACUCUUCGCAUGUUACCAUUUUUAUUCUCUAAUGGAGAACCCAAGCAAAGCCAAAAGUGUGUGUGUGCUUGUGUGCGUUAGUGCAUGUGUGUGUGCGCGUGUUUGCGUGUCUGUGCACAUGGGUGCGUGCAUGCGUGUGUGUUUGGGGAGAGUGUAGGAAGUAGACUAUGAGAGGAGUUACAGACAGAAUUGUAUGAGAUGCGUGGUUUUUGUGGCGAUUGCUUACAAUGCUGGGGGGUGUCCAAAAAUGUGGAGAAUCCUCCAAUUAAAAAAAAAUGUUACCCUUGGAUGUUUUUCAUUUAACUGAUGUGGUGCAAUACCUCACUCUUUUAAAUUACUAACUUGGGGAGUCAAUGACUCCAAGGCUGAUUAUUUUUUUAUGUAAGAUUUCCAAUGCGUAGCUGGCAAGCGUUCCUUUGGACCCAGUCCUCUGUGAUCUAAGCGUCUGGCCAUUAGAAGAUGGAAGAUUUGGGGUGUUGUGAAGACCACAUUGGUGAUAUCUAAGACAUUGACAAUCUGCCUUCUUUCAGAUAAAGAACAAUUGAGUAUUUAUUUAUUAAAUUGUAAAUAUGUAUGGCAAUUCAAAAUACCUUUGUCUCUUGUUUGUUCAUUUUACUGUUUCUAUGCCCAAAUAUUUUGUAUGUCUGAAAGAGUGUUUUAUAUGUAUUUUUUACAAUAAAUAUGCUUAAUGUGUGAACUGUAAAUGUUCGGACAUUUA
Messenger RNA from Engraulis encrasicolus (European anchovy), 3998 nucleotides. RefSeq lists its product as uncharacterized. The record is from RefSeq and is a predicted model, not a curated record. Gene Ontology annotation, molecular function: ubiquitin protein ligase activity. Gene Ontology annotation, cellular component: membrane; cytoplasm; intracellular membrane-bounded organelle. The transcript is spliced from 5 exons. Gene Ontology annotation, biological process: protein K48-linked ubiquitination; proteasome-mediated ubiquitin-dependent protein catabolic process. NCBI's taxonomy places the organism in Eukaryota, Metazoa, Chordata, Actinopteri, Clupeiformes, Engraulidae. The coding region runs from base 281 to 1054 and encodes 257 amino acids.